This is a messenger RNA of Lodderomyces oxycetoniae, 909 nucleotides long. Its product is annotated as rRNA-processing protein. The transcript has a single exon. Gene Ontology annotation, cellular component: nucleolus; 90S preribosome. Gene Ontology annotation, biological process: maturation of SSU-rRNA from tricistronic rRNA transcript (SSU-rRNA, 5.8S rRNA, LSU-rRNA). Lineage: Eukaryota; Fungi; Ascomycota; Pichiomycetes; Serinales; Debaryomycetaceae. The record is from RefSeq and is a predicted model, not a curated record. The coding region runs from base 1 to 909 and encodes 302 amino acids.
AUGUUGAGAGACAAGAAAAGACCUGUAUUUAAAGAUGAAGAUUCAUCAGAUGAGGAUGUGAGGCAUUACCGAGACCCGGCUACAAAAAGCAGGGGCGAAUGGCAGGGUGAAGAGGAAAGUGAAGAGGAGAGUGAAGGUCAAGACGAUAUAAUGUCGAAAUUAUCAUUUGGCACCCUAAAUAAGAUGCAAUCGAAGCUACAACGAGAGGAUAGCCGGAAAGGCGAGAGAAUAAACAGACGAAACGGAAGAGAUGUAAUAAAUAUAGGAGAUCGGGGAGUUAGUGAAGACAGUCAAGACAGUGAAGACAGCGAAGAAUCUGAAUCUGACACUGCUCCCAAAGUUUCUACAAGUACAAAGAAAAAAACUAGUAAACAUGCACCAGCGGUAUCUUCCAGUAAGAAACCAGUAUCGAAAAUCCGCGAGAUCCCAGGCUUACCAUCAAGAAAGACACACACGCUAUACAAGGACAUAAGAUUUGACGCAGCUUACGGCAAGGCCGACUUGAACCAGGCACGGAAAAACUAUGCGUUUCUUGAUGACUAUAGAAGAGACGAAAUUAGCAAAAUGGAGGAUAUUCUAAAGGAUAAAAAAUCUAAGCUCAACCAACACGAAAGGGAAGAAAUAGAGCGGCAACUACAGUCAUUGAAGUCAAGGAUGGACAGUUUAAAGAAUCGCGAUAUAGAAAAUCUGAUAUUACUGGAAUACAAAAAGAAGCAGUAUCAGAAUGUGAAAAAUGGAAGUGCAACACAACCUUAUUUCUUAAAGCGCAGUGAGCAGAGGAAAAUUUUGAAAAAGGCUAAAUACGAUAGCAUGAAACCUAGACAAAGAGAAAAGGCAAUGGAGAGAAAGAGAAAGAAGAGAUUGGGUAAAGAAUUUCGACAGUUGGAAUUUAGAGUGAAUAAUCAGUAA